Messenger RNA from Solanum stenotomum, 627 nucleotides. Its product is annotated as ergosterol biosynthetic protein 28. Bases 10 to 399 code for a protein of 129 amino acids. The transcript is spliced from 4 exons. Gene Ontology annotation, cellular component: endoplasmic reticulum; membrane. The record is from RefSeq and is a predicted model, not a curated record. Gene Ontology annotation, molecular function: protein-macromolecule adaptor activity. Lineage: Eukaryota; Viridiplantae; Streptophyta; Magnoliopsida; Solanales; Solanaceae.
AUUAAAGAGAUGGAGCUGUUAGGAUGGUGGUUACUGCUAGUGGGUACACUUCGGCUUGCAUCGGUAUGGUUUGGCUUCGUCGACAUUUGGGCUCUUCGUCUCGCUGUUUUCUCCAAAACUACCAUGACAGAAGUUCAUGGGAGGACAUUUGGAGUGUGGACUCUGCUAACCUGCACUCUUUGCUAUCUUUGUGCAUUUAACCUUCAUGACAGACCUUUGUAUUUGGCAACCAUUUUAUCAUUUGUCUAUGCCUUCGGUCAUUUCUUGACAGAGUUCUUGAUCUAUCAGACAAUGGCAAUAAAAAAUCUGGUUACUGUCGGUAUAUUUGCAGGCACAUCUAUAGUUUGGAUGUUGUUGCAGUGGAAUGCACACCAACAGGUCAAAACUAAGAGUCCAUAGAACCGAAUCAACAGCAGUGGCUUGAAGCAGAUUUAUCGGAUAUUACUCCUUUCAACUUAUGCCUUUGCUGCUGCAAUUUGAGGCCUCAGAGUUUUAGUUGGGGAAGCAUGCUUUCAUGGUUUAUUGUAAUGUCUCAAUGCUAAUUUUUCUUCUGAUUGGCUUUUGUAACAAUGCGAAGGAUUAUCUAUCUUUCAAACUUUCUUAUUGGAAUUUUUAGACUACUUUCUC